Messenger RNA from Osmia lignaria (orchard mason bee), 1820 nucleotides. RefSeq lists its product as uncharacterized. Gene Ontology annotation, molecular function: histone deacetylase binding; transcription corepressor activity. Gene Ontology annotation, cellular component: nucleoplasm. Gene Ontology annotation, biological process: negative regulation of transcription by RNA polymerase II. Lineage: Eukaryota; Metazoa; Arthropoda; Insecta; Hymenoptera; Megachilidae. The record is from RefSeq and is a predicted model, not a curated record.
GCUCGUGGUUAGUUUAAUAAAUCACGUGAAACUGCACGUACACAACUGAUAAACGGAACGUUUCAAUUUUUCUUUCGACGAGUGGGUCAUUCAACGAAGGGGGAACGUGCAUGCAAGAGCGUAUCUCUUUGUUCGUGUACGAAAAACGCUGGUGACACGCGAUUCUGAUUUUUAUAUCAUCGAUGUUUCAUUCGGAUAACUCUUCAUCUACGUGACUUCUUAUUCUUCUUCUUGUUGCUAAAAAUCUGUGAAAACAAUGAGCAACAAUACCGGAGCUUCUCGUUGGUUUCUCGUUAAAAGAUAAAAAUAUUCAGCGAAUUCAGAGGUGUAUCGUUUCGUACAAGGAACUCUUUUACCCUCCUUAGAAACUGAGCUCGAAGGAGUUGUCGGAUCUCGUCGUCCAAUUGGUCGAGAUCGAUGAAGUGAAGGAAAACAUUUCCAAGAAAGCACUUGGAAAACGAAAAUCGUGUAACUUGUUGCGAAAGGGUCUGCCUUGACCGCGUGGAGAGGUAAGGGUGGAGGGGGUAAUAUCCACCCUCCUCUCUAAGGGCGGUCGUUGCAGGUCGUAUAAAGCGGCUACGACAAUUAUCCUGAUCAUUGAAGUCCUUGGACCUGGUAGCGUUGUUAUCGAGAAAUUUCCGGAAAAGUUCGCAAUGGGUAUCCAUCAGAACGAGAGGAAACAGAAGAUGGAUCAUAGUUCGACGGAUGUCGAGAGAGUCGAGAGAAACGAGAAAUGUUUCGACGGCGUCGCGGAGAUCCCGGAAUUUCGGGAACAAAUCGACGUAGAUAGGGAGUACCAAGAUUUCCCGGAGGAGAAAAUUUGGACGCCGCAGGAGGAAGUGAACGAAUGGGUUCCCUUCUACGUCUUUAUGGCUCGUUCGGUAUUGACUUUCGUCCAAGAGAGGCGAGGAAUUUCCAACCGGGAAGCAAUGGAGAAUUCGUGCACCGGUUAUGCGGAACAAUACAUCACCGAUGUUCUCCACGACUCGGAGUAUUCGGCGGAUACGGCCCUGAGGACCUUGUUCACGAAGGAACUACCACGAAAAUUGUGCGCAAGGUGGACAUCGACCGAUAUCGAGCUUUUCAUCAAGGGUAUCACCAAACAUGGCAAGAAUUUCUCAAACAUACGGAAGGAUUUGUUGCCGGAAAAGGACACGAAAGACUUGGUGGACUUUUACUAUGCAUGGAAAUGGUCCGAACCAGCGAAGAAACUAAGGAAUUGUCGACAUCAGCGUCGUACGAAGGGCAAACAACGUUUCCCAUCGAUCAGCUGUAUUUUUGGCGGAUUGGCGUCCUCGAAAAUAGUAACCCGUAGCGUGGCAGCCAAAUUGUCUCUCGAAAGUAAAGAGGAAUCCAAUGAGGCUAUUCAAAACGUACUAUUACACGAUAUCACGAGUAUCACUAACUCGAACGAGGAUUCAGUAGAUAAGGGGAGCAGCAAAAUUAGAAGACACUCUUCUAAAGUAUUAUCCAAUAUAGAAAGCCCCGAGAGGCGAAGAAAAUUAAAAGAAAAUUCCAACAGUGUUGGUCGAAAGAGAAGACGAAACGGUACAUUUAUCAUUUGAUAAUUGAUUAACACUGUUGGACCGUGAUACAUAGUUUAAGAUUGUUGUAAUUUAAUUUUAAUUGACAAAGAGGAAGUAAAAUCUAUUUGUAAUUAUAAUAUUUGAGAUAUUAUAAAAUAUUUAGGCGUAAGAGUUAUCUCAGAAAUAGUGAUUAAUUGUUUCGUACUUUGUGUAAAUUAUAUGUAUUUAAUUAUUUCAUUUUUGUACUCGUAAUAGUUCCUAAUGUGCAAUACGCGAUCGUAUUUUUUAUAAGUG